GCAACGUAAUCUGUAAGCACUGAUUCACGAUUUUAUACACAGAAGCCUCUUUUAUUCGUAAACCGUUUCGCAAUCUAAGUCUUCCCGCGCAGCCGCCGCCGUAACAGAACCACCCAGAGAAAACCACUGUGAUAUUAAGUUAGCCCUUCAUCAAGUAUUCACGUACGUACAGGGGGAUGGGCACCUGUGUCACACGCCCCCUACCCGACCCCCCUUCGAGAAGACGUUGACGGGUCAUUAAGGUGACACGGAUGGUCAGAAGCGCUAGGUGACUCCGUCCAUACUCAGCUGUUGUUGCAGCAUUGUGUAUACAUUCGACAUACUCUACACAGAUAGCGGCAACGCGGAACUCGCAGUCAGAGCCAGGAUUACCGAGUGGUUCGCGAGAGGAGGCAGGACUAUCUUACAGCCGUGUACAGCACAUGAGACCGUUGAGUGUUCCCCACUAUGGCGUCCAGAUGGACUUUGGUGUUUCUAGUCGUUCACUUUGCAAGUCUGUUUCUGACUGCAAUAGGUGAAACAUGCAGUUAUUCUGACCAAGUAGGGAAGAAAGGUCCACAGAAUCUGUGGAGAGGUUUUAAAGCGACUGCGACCCUCGAUGCUUGUAAGACCUUCUGUGGAACGCAGUCAGUGUGUAAAGCGGGAGAAUUCAACAGUGGAAGCUUUUCUUGCUACCUUUACUCUUCGGAACCGACACUCACUGCUGACACUCAAACGACGUUCUUUCUACGCACGUGUGUAGCAGAAACGACCACUGCAGCGGCAACUGUUACACCAACGACAUCACAUCCUACGACAGUAGCAACGUCUACGUCGACAGAAACGACCACUGCAGCGACAACUGUUAUCACAACGACAUCACAUCCUACGACAGUAGCAACGUCUACGUCGACAGCAACGACGACCGCAACGACCAUUGCGUCAUCAACUACACCAACACCCACACUUACAACCUCUACAUUCCCAGAAACGACCACUUCAACGACAACUGUUACAACGACAUCACAUCCUACGACAGUAGUAACGUCUAAGUCGACAGAAACGACCACUGCAGCGGCAACUGUUACACCAACGACAUCACAUCCUACGACAGUAGCAACGUCUACGUCGACAGAAACGACCACUGCAGCGACAACUGUUAUCACAACGACAUCACAUCCUACGACAGUAGCAACGUCUACGUCGACAGCAACGACGACCGCAACGACCAUUGCUUCAUCAACUACACCAACACCCACACUUACAACCUCUACAUUCCCAGAAACGACCACUUCAACGACAACUGUUACAACGACAUCACAUCCUACGACAGUAGUAACGUCUACGUCGACAGAAACGACCACUGCAGCGACAACUGUUAUCACAACGACAUCACAUCCUACGACAGUAGCAACAUCUACGUCGACAGCAACGACGACCGCAACGACCAUUGCUUCAUCAACUACACCAACACCCACACUUACAACCUCUACAUUCCCAGAAACGACCACUUCAACGACAACUGUUACAACGACAUCACAUCCUACAACAGUAGUAACGUCUACGUCGACAGAAACGACCACUGCAGCGACAACUGUUAUAACAACGACAUCACAUCCUAUGACAGUAGCAACGUCUUCGUCGACAGCAACGACGACCGCAGCUACCUUUGUUACAUCAACUACACCAACACCCACAACACUUACAACGUCUACAUUUCCAGACACAACGACGACGUCAGCACCAACAACCUCCCCAACAACUACCCCAACAACAAAUCCAAAAUCUUGUUUAAUGACAAAAUCAUCCCGUACGACAGAUGGUGCAGUAGAUUACAAGGUGUCGCUCGGCAAUGCUGACUCCUGCAACAGUAUCUGUCUGCACACCAAGACAUGCCGCGCCACUACAUAUACACCAGGCAACUGCACACUCCACUCCCAGACCUUAACAGCAGCUUCAGGGGACAUCGUCGACUUCGUCAGGCAAACUUGCAACGACGGUACAUUCUGCUGCAUGAGCUCCGCCACAACACAGAAGACCAAUGGUACUCCCCUUCUCUCUAUCAGCACAACUGCAUCACUAGAGGGAUGUGAAGCGAUCUGUCUUGCAGUAGCCGACUGUAAGGCCACAUACUACAGCGACGAAUCCUGCUUCUUCUAUACAACUACUCCAACGACAACAUCUGACGGACCAAUACUUUUCUCCAAGAAGACCUGUCCAGGAGACCAAACAAAUCAUGGACAACUUGCAUACGAUACUACCUGCGAAGAACGUCCAAAAAAGACUUACAGACAGACACACAUGUAUACUAGUUUCCACCACAACUACAACGUGUACGACAUGUGGGGGCCCCAACAACUCCGCAUCUACUGGUAUUAUCCAUGGCCGUAUUAUAGCGUUCCUGAUUAUGCAUAUUUCUUUGACACUGUCCUCAUGCUCGCUCUUCUGGCCGACUGACGACAUGAUGAACAGUUUCAUACAGACAUAGAAGAAAGCAUUCAGGACAAUAUGGCGAAAGGAAGAAUAAUUAAAUGUUUUAAACACGAACUUGAUGUUUGCAGUGCAUUUUCUCAGUCUUAAUAACUUACUGGCACCUAAGAUAUUAAAAUAGUCCUGAUCAAUCGUGUAUACUUUGUGUAUACAUGUGCACAGAUUGUACUGCAAAAAAUGAAUCUCUAUCACCCAUACUUUGUGUUUUCAAGCCAAAUGAUUCUUACUGUUCUUGCAUGCACAGUUUGAUGUAAUUAUUUUAAGGUUAUUUUUCGAAGUACGUGUAUAUUAUUCAUCUCUUUGUUUUAUUUCUUUUUUUCCAGAGGGUAUGGAUCGUCUAAGGUGCCACAAUUCGCUUUGCAGUGUUGCGUCCCUUAGACAUAUCAGAAACAUAAUUUCGUGGUUUCGAAGCCUAGAUUUGCCAUGAUUAUGUUUCUAGGUUUAUCAGCACCAGAACCGUCCUAGUGCAAGUGGUAAACGUCCGCAGCCAUACAGAUCUUAGUCGUUAACCACUUUGGAAAAGAAGGCAGGAAUUGCAAAUACCUUUCUUAAGUUAACUGGAACCGUUGGAAUGAGUGUUCAAUGUAUAAAGUAUAAAUGUCAUUAAGGCAUUUAGAAAAAAGGCGACGAUGAGGCUGAACACGUUUUCUCCUCAACACAAUAUCCGGAUGCAGGAACCCCCUUAUAAAACCUCUCAACUGAACAUGGGUCUAUCUAAUGAUGCUUACGUCAGUUCUAGUAUAUGUACAAGGGGCAUGCAGGCGUGCCCCGAGUUAAUGCAUCUCCAAAUUAAUACGACUGCUGACCCCUAGCCAAAAUGAAGACCCGAAACGUAUGCAGAUAUGACUAUUGCGGCAGUAAUUAUCACAAACUACUUCCAACUUGAAUAAGGUGUAUGUAUAUCCGUGAUGUUUGUUUUUGUACUUUUUUAUCUACUAUCUAUCUAAGUAUAUAUACUCUACAUACCAAAAUAUACGUUGAUAUUAUAAUGGUUGGCUGAACAGUGUGAUAUGUGUUUAUAGGGCGAAUUAGGUCCUGACAAAGGUCUGUUUUCGACCAACACAUCAACUGGCUUUAAACAAGAACGAUGGACUUCAUAUAGAUGUUAUCAUUAACCAAUCUACUUCAUGAAUCAAUUAAGAAUUUAUAAUUAAUAAUAAAACUGCAAGUGAGCACUUUAUUAUUUCUGAACGUCAAUUACUCAUUCUAUGAAAAGCAGUUCACAUGGUAAAUGCGUGCGCGUAGAGUUAUUUCCCUUGGCACGUGUUGUGUUGAAUUCGUGUUCACUCGGUUUAUUCCGUUAUCGACAUACGUCGGACAACAAUGAACGUUGUCGGUCAUUAAGAGCGUGAAAUAAAUGUUUUUUUAUUCCGAGAUAGUUAACUGGAGGACCAACUUCAAUACAUCUUUUGUUUCUUUAGUUUUCAACGACAUCUCGAAGUUCGAGACACACAGAGAGAGCGAGCGUGGAGCGUGUUCUGUAUUAAUCACCUAUACCAAUGUAUCACUUGUAAUAAAUAAUUAUUUUAAAUAUACUCAUUCUGAAAUAUGUUUCAAACACAUUAAACUUAUUCCAACUUGCGCUGUUUGAUAUAGACUGAAGUGUUUUAAAAAUAUUUCUUUUUUAAGAAUGUGUAACUCUAAUAUUAUUUUACUUCAAAUUGAAAAACCUUUUAGCCAUGCGAAUAUUUUUUGGUCAAAACAGCGCUUUCCUUGUCGGUUCACCAUAUAAGUAUAUAAACAUUCCACAUGUAAAUACAUUGUGAAUAAACAAUUUGUUCUA
This is a messenger RNA of Haliotis rufescens (red abalone), 4252 nucleotides long. RefSeq names its product mucin-22-like. The coding region runs from base 448 to 2436 and encodes 662 amino acids. Lineage: Eukaryota; Metazoa; Mollusca; Gastropoda; Lepetellida; Haliotidae. The record is from RefSeq and is a predicted model, not a curated record. The transcript is spliced from 23 exons.